Molecule: messenger RNA, 1848 nt
Organism: Oncorhynchus nerka (sockeye salmon)
Lineage: Eukaryota; Metazoa; Chordata; Actinopteri; Salmoniformes; Salmonidae
Product: A-kinase anchor protein 5-like
Exons: 5
Coding region: 1-1848 (615 amino acids)
Source: RefSeq, a predicted model, not a curated record
AUGCCAGCAACUACCCUGGGCUACUUUAGAGACAACAACAACCUGGUCUACUUUAGAGCCAACAACAAGUCCAUAAUGCCAACAACAACCUGGUCUACUUUAGAGCCAACAACAAAGUCCAUAAUGCCAGCAACUACCCUGGUCUACUUUAGAGACAACAACAACCUGGCAGAGCAGGCCACCAACAUCACUGUCUCUGUCUCUGAAGCUGAACAGGCCGAGCAGGCCACCAACAUCACUGUCUCUGUCUCUGAGGCUGAACAGGCAGAGCAGGCCACCAACAUCUCUGUCUCUGUCUCUGAGGCUGAGCAGGCCACCAACAUCUCUGUCUCUGUCUCUGAGGCUGAGCAGGCCGAGCAGGCCACCAACAUCACUGUCUCUGUCUCUGAAGCUGAACAGGCCGAGCAGGCCACCAACAUCACUGUCUCUGUCUCUGAGGCUGAGCAGGCCGAGCAGGCCACCAACAUCUCUGUCUCUGUCUCUGAGGCUGAGCAGGCCGAGCAGGCCACCAACAUCACUGUCUCUGUCUCUGAAGCUGAACAGGCCGAGCAGGCCACCAACAUCACUGUCUCUGUCUCUGAGGCUGAGCAGGCAGAGCAGGCCACCAACAUCUCUGUCUCUGUCUCUGAAGCUGAACAGGCCGAGCAGGCCACCAACAUCUCUGUCUCUGUCUCUGAGGCUGAACAGGCAGAGCAGGCCACCAACAUCUCUGUCUCUGUCUCUGAGGCUGAGCAGGCCGAGCAGGCCACCAACAUCACUGUCUCUGUCUCUGUGGCUGAACAGGCCGUGCAGGCCACCAACAUCAAUGUCUCUGUCUCUGAGGCUGAACAGGCAGAACAGGCCACCAACAUCACUGUCUCUGUCUCUGUCUCUGAACAGGCCGUGCAGGCCACCAACAUCAAUGUCUCUGUCUCUGAACAGGCCGAGCAGGCCACCAACAUCUCUGUCUCUGUCUCUGAGGCUGAACAGGCAGAGCAGGCCACCAACAUCACUGUCUCUGUCUCUGAGGCUGAACAGGCAGAGCAGGCCACCAACAUCACUGUCUCUGUCUCUGUCUCUGUCUCUGAACAGGCAGAGCAGGCCACCAACAUCAAUGUAUCUGUCUCUGAACAGGCCGUGCAGGCCACCAACAUCACUGUCUCUGUCUCUGUCUCUGAACAGGCCGUGCAGGCCACCAACAUCACUGUCUCUGUCUCUGAGGCUGAACAGGCAGAGCAGGCCACCAACAUCAAUGUCUCUGUCUCUGAACAGGCAGAGCAGGCCACCAACAUCACUGUCUCUGUCUCUGAGGCUGAACAGGCCAUGCAGGCCACCAACAUCAAUGUCUCUGUCUCUGAACAGGCAGAGCAGGCCACCAACAUCACUGUCUCUGUCUCUGAGGCUGAACAGGCCGUGCAGGCCACCAACAUCACUGUCUCUGUCUCUGAGGCUGAACAGGCAGAACAGGCCACCAACAUCAAUGUCUCUGUCUCUGAGGCUGAACAGGCCGUGCAGGCCACCAACAUCAAUGUCUCUGUCUCUGAACAGGCCGUGCAGGCCACCAACAUCAAUGUCUCUGUCUCUGAACAGGCCGUGCAGGCCACCAACAUCACUGUCUCUGUCUCUGAGGCUGAACAGGCAGAGCAGGCCACCAACAUCCAUGUCUCUGUCUCUGAGGCUGAACAGGCAGAACAGGCCACCAACAUUACUGUCUCUGUCUCUGAGGCUGAACAGGCAGAGCAGGCCACAAACAUCAAUGCCGUGCAGGCCACCAACAUCACUGUCUCUGUCUCUGAGGCUGAACAGGCAGAGCAGGCCACCAACAUCAAUGUUGCACAUUCCAGAGAGCAGAAUGACAACAUGCAGUGA